Molecule: messenger RNA, 1425 nt
Organism: Phalaenopsis equestris
Lineage: Eukaryota; Viridiplantae; Streptophyta; Magnoliopsida; Asparagales; Orchidaceae
Product: heavy metal-associated isoprenylated plant protein 9
Exons: 5
Coding region: 277-1278 (333 amino acids)
Molecular function (GO): metal ion binding
Source: RefSeq, a predicted model, not a curated record
ACUCCCUCUUCUUCCUCCACCUUUUGAGAGAAAAACAAAAACACAUAAGCCUUUGAUUAGUUAUGCAUAAUCGUUGAUCUCGAGGUUCCCUCCAUUGUUAAGCUUCAAGAUAGUGGUGCUCCAUGUGCCUAAACCCUAACAUAGAUCUCCAUUAAGCAAAAAUUUCAGCUAAAAGCUGCCACACUCUCUCUUCAGAGUUGCAGCUAUAUAAGAAGCUUGUUAGGAGAAUUGUUUUAGUCCCACUUGCUUUUUAUUGCUUUUUAUUCAACGAUUCCAAUGGGUGAAGAAGCCAAAGAGGCAGAAGCUAAGGUUUCUGAAGCGCCUAAACAGGAAGAGAAAGCAGCCGCGGGGGAGAAAGAGGAGAAGAAGGAAGAGGUGAAGUCCUCUUCUCCCUCACCUCCUCCUCCAAUUGUUCUUUUCGUUGAUUUGCACUGCGUUGGUUGUGCAAAGAAGAUUGAGAGGUCCAUUCUCAAGUGUAGAGGGGUUGAAGAGGUAGAGACGAAGAUAGAAAAGAAUGAGGUGAUAGUGAAAGGAAAAGUGGAUCCACAAGCUCUAUGUGCUCUCAUUCAGAAGAAGACAUCAAGAAAGGCUGAAGUCCUCUCCCCACUCCCCCUUCCGGAUGCUGCUGAUUCCACCAAAACCCAAACACCAUCACCACCACCACCACCUCAGACUUGUGGGAUUGCUACGGUUGAGCUGCUAGUUAACAUGCACUGCGAGGCUUGUGCUCAACAGCUUCGGAAAAAGAUUAUGAAGAUGGGAGGAGUACAAGCAGCCGAAACAGACCAGAACGCCAAGAAAGUAACCGUAACCGGAACCAUAAACGCAGCUAAAUUGGUCGAUUACAUUCACCGGCGAACUGGUAAGAUCGCCACCAUCAUUCCUCCGUCACCUCCGCCGCCGCCGAUGGCGCCGGAAGAGAAAAAAGAAAACGGAGAAACAAAAGCAGAUAAUACUGAGAAGCUUCCUGAGGAGAAAAAAGAGAACAAUGAGAAGAAAAGCAUCCCCGAAGAGGCGCCGAAAGCCAUGAACGGCUACGAGGAGAUGGUGAAGAGGAUGAUGUAUUGGAAUGGUGGGGGUGGUUAUAAUAUGAUGAAUGUGUAUCAUGAUGAUGAGAUGUCGAAGAGGAUGAUGACGAUGGUGCAUGAUUGGAUGCCCAUGGGCAUGCCCGCCGUGGCCAUGCCAACGACCAUGGUUGUCUACGAUCGACCGCAGCUGUUGCCGCCGCCGCCGCAGAUGUUCAGUGAUGAGAAUCCCAAUGCAUGCUCCAUAUCGUAGGAUUUGGUUUGGUUGCUAUUGAGUGAACUCAUGGUUGUAUGUUGGAUGGAUAUUUGUAUGAUUUUGUAUGUAUCAUGGAGGCAUGGAUUGUGUAUAUCAUGUAAUGGUAGUUGAUGCUUCGAAUUUUAUUAUAAUAUUAUAUUUAAU